CAUACUUUCUUUAUCAGAUGAGAGAGAAAAUCGAAACCUUAUCCAUUUUCCACCCCCACUACAUCCCAUCCUUUAUAAAUUGGCAAUAACCAAUAUAAUCUCUCCAUUUCCAACUACACAUCCCUCCAUUUCCAUCUCCUCAAUCAAUCAACACAUUUCUAAACAAAAAAAAAAAAAAAAUGGCGAGUACAACAAAGAGUUACAUGAUGGCAAGGAGAGCAAGUAACUACCGAUUCUUAACGAGUGACCCGAUCCAACCCCCGAAAAGCACACCCGAGUUAGAGUUCGAUGAAUCGGAUAUAUGGGGCGGGUCGACCCGAUCUGACUCGCCGGAGACUCGGAGUUGGAGACAGUCGACACGGCGAGCGAUCGCUGCACCGACGCCAGUGAGGAGACGCGGUGAUACGGCGGCGUCGUUGCCGGUGAAUAUUCCAGACUGGUCGAAGAUACUGCGAGAUGAGUAUAAAGUUGAUGAGAAAUGGAGCUUUGACGGUGGAGAUAACGGUGGUGAUAACGGAAACGGAGAAGAGUGGGUCCCACCUCAUGAGUAUUUGGCAAGAACUAGAAUGGCGUCGUUUUCAGUACAUGAAGGAAUUGGAAGAACUUUGAAAGGAAGGGAUUUAAAUAAGGUUAGGAAUGCGAUUUGGGAGAAGACUGGAUUUCAAGACUAAGCAUGACUUUUUUUUUUUUUUUUUUUUUUUGGAUUUGGAGAUUUUGUGAGAGAGGAAAUAACCGGCGAUUUUUAAUUAAUUAAAGAUAUUAUUUAUUUUGGACACUUGGUAGAUUUUAAAUUAGAUUUUAUUGCAGGGAAGUUGAUUUUUUUUCCAGGAGAGAUUUUUUGGUUUUGUUUAAAGUUUCCUGUAAUGUAAGUUCUGAUUGUAAUUCUAAAAUGGUAUAUUGUGAUUGGAACUCGAUGUUUUUGAGGAGUUUCUUGA
Messenger RNA from Beta vulgaris subsp. vulgaris (sugar beet), 935 nucleotides. RefSeq lists its product as hypothetical. The transcript has a single exon. NCBI's taxonomy places the organism in Eukaryota, Viridiplantae, Streptophyta, Magnoliopsida, Caryophyllales, Amaranthaceae. Bases 180 to 671 code for a protein of 163 amino acids. The record is from RefSeq and is a predicted model, not a curated record.